AUUAAAUGGGAGCCUUUACUUGGUAAUGCAAAUUAAGAAAAGUUUACCCGUUGAUUUCUUCUCCUUAGAAAACGUCACGUCUGUUACCCAACCGUAUCAGGAGCUUGGCUUUAAUGUUGAAGGCUUCAAGCUUCUCCAUCACAUAGCAAGUCCGGUGAAGUCAAAACGAUACCGUGUUCUGCAUUUGCUCCAAUCCUCUAUUGUUAACCAACCACGAUAUCGAACUCUCUUUGCUGGUUUUUUAAUUCUCUCUCACAUUUCACGUUUUCUGUUUGUUUCUUUAGAAAGAAAAUCUUGACAUGUUUUAUAAACCGAAGUUCCUAACUUCACAAUUUCUUGGAAGCUUAUACCCAGUUGUGAUGUUUUUAGUCAUGUUUCUCUUUUGACGUUUUCUUUGUCUUGGUGAAGAUUUGUUUGUUUGUCUUAAAGUAGAAACCAUUUUUUUAUUCUCGGUAGCUUCUUCAAGGUUUCCAGUUAUAAAGGGUUGUGCUUUUCGAGAUCUUGUGAAACAGUUUUAAACGUGAAUUGCUUUGCGUUUUUGCUUUUCGUGGAUCUUUUGCUUUUGGGUUUUAAUAAUGGCUGAAGGGUCAAAAGUUCGGUUUGUUCGUUGCCCAAAGUGUGAAAAUAUCCUAUCAGAGCUUCCUAAUUUUGCCGUAUACAAGUGCGGUGGGUGCGGUGCUCUUCUUCGAGCGAAGAAGAAAGCGGCUACAAACGGUGGGAUUUUAGAGAAGCGUGAAAACGAGAGUAAUGAAGAAUCCCGAGAGGGGUUUGCGAAAUUGGAGAGUUCUUCAGAGAAAGAAGACGGGUUUGAUUUAGGCAUUGCAUCGGAGGCUGAGAGGGAGAGUAAUGGGGUUUCUCUUGACGGGAAAAAUGAAAGAGUCUUUGGAGGAAGAACUGCCGAUCUGGUCACUACUUCUUCAUUGAAGACAGAAAACAGAGGAACUUCCAUUGAUAGCAGCAAUGGAACUGUCAAGGAACAGAUUGUGGGUUGUGAAAGAAGUGCAGAGAAUGAAGUUGGUUCUCGGGAUAAAUAUAGGCUACCGCUAAAGCACCCAAUUGGGAAGUGGGUUGGCCAGGACGAUAAUGAAAUUAACAUGAAUAAAUCUGAGUUUGUUAAUUCAAGUAGAGAAAAAGGCAUUGGGGAAACUUCAGCCCAAGUUAAGGGUUCGGCUGCGUCUUUGAGGUCAAGGGUGAUUGCGGGCAAGUGGAGUUUGGAUGAAGAUGGCCCAGUAAGACCUUGCGCAAACCGCAGAAUGGCUGAUGAUCGAAGCAGAUUUCCGACUUCUGCUAGUUCUGGUGAGGGACCUUCAAGCCAUUGCUUUCGCUCUUCUUCUUAUGGAUAUGGUAAACUGGUGAAGAAUUUUGAUGGCCUGGAUGGGUAUAACAGAUCUGCACACUUCAAGCAGGAUCGAGCUGAGUUGCUUAGGAAACUGGGCGAGUUGAAGGAACAUAUCAGAAUAAAUGGUUCUGCAUCUGAGACACAAAGGAGUUACCAUGAUCGUGCUACUUACGGUGUUCCAGUGAAACCUUUAGCUCCAGAUAAGCAUGUACAAAGAGCCCCAUAUUUUGAGCAAUAUGGUCAACCUAUAGAUAUGCAGAAAUUCUAUUUUCCUCCGAAUCAUGUUGCAAAUGAAUUUCCAGUUUGUGAGGAUCCCGUUAAACUAAAAUUACCCAGAAUAAAUUCUCAUCAACCACCUGGUCAAUACUGGCAGCGAUCUCUCCAUGAUUACUCACUAGAGGAAUACAAGAAUUUCAACCAAGAACAACGAAUUGCAUCUUAUCCUUGUGGAACAUCAUAUCAAGAUCCUGCUUGUGCAUGUUUCCACUGCUACAACAACAACCGGCAUGUUUCUUCACGAGUCCCAGCCACUGCUUUUGGCAAUAAAAAUUUUCUGAAUGAACCAAUUGAUUCCCAUUUCAACUACCAUGUGAAUCCUAUCAUAUAUGGGUCAAAGAAAUGCAAACCUCAAGCCGCUCCUACAUUUCAUGCACAAGAUCCCCAGUCACAUGUUAGUUGGCCUAGCGACCUUGAUUCAGAUGUGAAUGUUUUUCCUCGGAGUCAUCCAAGGAGGGUGGUGGACCUGGUGGUGGCUGGUGGAAACGUGCGUCUAUGCCAUCCUGUUGCGGGUGGUGCCCCAUUUAUGACAUGCUCCAGUUGCUUUAUGUUGCUAAAAUUGCCAAGAAAACUUAAGGUGAGGGAGAAGAAUCAGCAGAAACUGCAAUGUGGUGCCUGCUUAACAGAAUUCUUUCUUGGAAUUAAGAACAAGCAGCUAACUAUUUCUCUUCCCACUGAGAACAAGGAAAUAUCGGCUGGUUCAGAUAAAGGCUAUUCUGAGGUCUCAAAAGAAGUCCUCUCAAGUCCCAGUGGUGGUUUUAUUGCCCAAGGAAUGGAUUGCUCUGUUAAUGUUGAUAAUCCUGGUCAUGAUUUUCACUCAUCAGAUUUGGAAAGAAAUAUCCAAUCAGAACUACAGAGGCUAGAACUAACUGAAUUUGAGGAAAGGCAGCACUUUUCUUCCCUAUCUUUCGGUUCGUCUAAGGAAGAGGAGAGCCUGGAUAGUGUGAUUGUUCAGAGAGGUGCUUCCUACAUUCCUGAGCUGCCCAGAAAAGAUAAUGCAUCUCCAAUAUUUCCCAGUUCACCUUUAUCAGAGAAUUUGGAUGAUAUCUCAUCUAAUAAGGAAGAAAACAGAUAUGGGGAAGGAAACAAAAGUAAUAGAACAGAGCAAGAGGAGUUUAUAAUUGACAAGAAUACAUCUCAGCAGGACUCGGUGAAAUAUGCAUCUGAAACUGAAGUGGAAAUUUCUUGCAAUGAAUACUUAAAUACUAGUGUAUCUCAAGACUCUAUAGAGAUAAGUGAAGAAAAAGGUCAGUCUAGGAUCAACAAGGGAAGCGAAUCAUUCUUGGUGGGUCUCCUCAAGAAGAGCUUUAGGGAUUUCUCAAGAUCUAAACAACACAUGGAGAGUGAAACUGAAAAAUCUAAUGUUUCUGUUAAUGGGCAACCUAUUCCAGACAGUAUGGUUAGAAGGGCUGAAGAGCUAGCUGGGCCAAUUCAUCCUGGAGAUUACUGGUAUGAUUUUAAAGCUGGAUUUUGGGGUGUGAUGGGACAACCUUGCCUUGGCAUAAUUCCUCCUUUUAUUAAGGAGUUCAAUUAUCCCAUGCUGGAAAAUUGUGCUGCUGGAAACACUAGUAUCUUCAUCAAUGGGAGAGAGCUUCAUCAGAAAGAUUUAGAUCUACUUGCUAGUAGAGGACUACCAACCACAAAGGAUAAGAUCUAUACUGUUAGAAUUUCAGGAAGAGUUCUUGAUAAGGACACUGGCAAAGAGCUGAACAGCCUUGGUAAUCUUGCCCCUACAGUCCAGAAGCUGAAGCAAGGAUUUGGGAUGAAGGUUCCAAGAAGAAAGCUUGUGUGAUCGUUUGUGCAGAUUGGAUAUCUUCUUGGCAUGCACGUUGAUUAGUUAGUGACAAAUGGUCAGGCAUCCCAAAUCAAAGAGUGUAAUUAUAUCAAAUGCAUUAGGCUGCACACAGCAGACUAGCUUAAACCCUAAAAAGAAGAGGUUCUGAUUUUCCUUUUAGAUAUGCUUGUCUCUAACACUGAAGAAAUUAUUUGGGCUUUGGAUUAUAUUCACACUUGGGUUUCCUUCACUUCCGGUUAGAAACUUUCUUUCGGAAGAUAAUUCCCCCACUAUAGUGCCAAAGUUGCAAGAUUUUAAUCUAUAACAUAAUUUAUCAAUUUUGGAGAAAUGUCCCAACAAAACACUUUAUAUUUAAAUUAAAUAAU
Manihot esculenta (cassava) is the source of this 3775-nucleotide messenger RNA. Its product is annotated as protein ENHANCED DISEASE RESISTANCE 4. Bases 576 to 3407 code for a protein of 943 amino acids. NCBI's taxonomy places the organism in Eukaryota, Viridiplantae, Streptophyta, Magnoliopsida, Malpighiales, Euphorbiaceae. Gene Ontology annotation, biological process: regulation of defense response to fungus. The transcript has 6 exons. The record is from RefSeq and is a predicted model, not a curated record.